AUGUCUUUCAACAGGAAGAACUGGUCUGCACUCUCUAGCAGCCUGGCCAGGCAGAGGACUCUGGAGGAUGAGGAGGAACAAGCGAGAGAACGCCGGCGGAGAGACCGCAACCUGAGCUCCACCACUGACGCCGAGGAUGAAGCCCUUUCCCCUGUGCAGGAUCCCAACAAGCAGGCAGUGGAGAGGCUACGGCGGCUCAAGGAAGCAGAGCCACCAGCAGCAGCCACAGCCGAAGAGGAGGUGUCCGAGCAGAAGCUCACAGCGGUGCUGAGACCGCAAGAGAUCAGGAGGCAGAGGUGGCAGGUGGAGAGCUCAGAAAACCUCCAAAAGGAGAAGGAGCAGCCAGAGAACUGCAGGGAGCCAGACAUGGGAGCAGGCCGCCUAGAGGCAGCCCCGUGUCGGGGGUCAGCUCGGGAUGGGAAAGCCCUGGCAGGGGAGCAGCACCAGGGGCUGGCCCAAGAGCCGACGGGCCCAAAGGCAGAACAAUGUCCGGGGUUGGCUCCGGAGCAGAAGAUCCUGGUAGGAGAACAGCAUCAGGGGUUGGCUCAGGAUGAGAAGGACCUGAUAGCUGACAAGCCCCCGCAGGAGCCAGAGGUGACGGGAGGCCAGCCCCGGGGAUCGGCUCGGGAGCAGAAAGACCGUAGUCACCUGGAGGUGAAAGUCUUCUCAAGGGGAGGAAGCCGCAUAGAACAAAAACCAGACUCCCCAGUUACUCGCCCCUCCAGCCAGCAGGAUACAGCAAGGAAUCCCCCGCGGGCUCAGGAAACAGCAGGGUCGCCCACCACCCAAGACAGACCCGGAGGCUCCUCGGUUGCUUCCCCCACUCAGAUCACCUACAGCAGCUCGUUCAAACGCAUCAGCCCCAGGACGGUCUCUUUCCGGGUGAUCUCAAGAAAAGACAAGGAAGAAAAUGCAUUAACCAGAAGUGCCAGUGUGAGACAUCCAGCCAAUAGCGUCCGGAUCGAGGAGAAACUGGAGAAAUACACCUCAGCUGUGCAGCGAUCCGAGGUGAAGUCACCUGUGACCAUGCCAAGAAGUUUUCUCCCCUCCUUGGAAGGUGUGGCCAGCAAGCGCAGCAUCUUCGAGGCCAAUGCCCCCAGCAAAGCUGAUCCGGCCCCUGUCAGAAAGGAGAAUUUGAGGCUCCCUGGCGUGGUGUCAUCUCGCAUCAACCUGUGGAUAAGCAAGGCCCAGGAACCCAGCAAGGAUGGAGGAGUCAAGGACGCUGGGAGAACCGACAGCGCGACAAAGCGCAACCUCUGGGCCAAGCGGCCUGACGACUCCUCCAGUGACACCAGGCUGUAA
Emys orbicularis (European pond turtle) is the source of this 1302-nucleotide messenger RNA. RefSeq names its product ladinin 1 (gene LAD1). The coding region runs from base 1 to 1302 and encodes 433 amino acids. Gene Ontology annotation, molecular function: structural molecule activity. The record is from RefSeq and is a predicted model, not a curated record. Lineage: Eukaryota; Metazoa; Chordata; Testudines; Emydidae. The transcript has 10 exons.